AAAUAGGGGGCGGGCGCGGGCCGCGCUCAGAAGCGGCGGGCGCGAGCGCGGGCGGCGGCGAUGUCCGACGUGCAGCUCCCGGUGGCCGCGGCGCUGGAGCCGCUGUGCGCCCCGCGGGCGCUGCCGCAGCCCGGCCGCAGCGGCGUGUGCAGGAACCUGUUCGGGCCCGUGGACCACGCGGAGCUGAGCCGCGAGCUGCGCGCCCGCCUGCGGGACAUCCGCGACGACGCGCGGCGGCGCUGGGACUACGACUUCCAGAGCGACACGCCGCUGCGCGGGCCCGGCCGCCUGCGCUGGGAGGAGGUGGACGGCGCCGCCGUACCCUCCUUCUACCGGGACACCGUGCAGCUCGGCCGCCGCCGCUGGCCCCUGCUGCUGCUCCGCGCCCGGCCCGCCCCGGACCCCGCCGGCUCCCCGCUCGGCACGGCACCCGGCCCGGAAAGCACUGCCGCGGGGGGCCACGACCGGCUCCGCCCGGACAGCCCCGAGCCCGCCCCGGGCCCCCCGCCCCGCACCCACUCAGGGAUUACAAUCACCCCCGCGCCCGACGCCGGCAACGCCAACGCCGAGCUCACCAGGGUCUCGUCCUCCGGUGCAGCCCACAUCAGAGAUUUCUUUGUGAAGCGGAAAAGGCCAGCUGACUCCAAAGCAGCCUGCGAGCAUCCCAGCGGCUGCCCGGCUUCGGUCUUGGACGUGCCCACUGAACAGACCCCGCGCAAGCGGCGGCGAUGAAGCAGGACUUUUGCACUAUGGCACCGAAGGGAGAUUUUCUUCUUCUUUUUUUUUCCUUCUGCUUUUGUUUUGCUUCGCCUCUGAAAGGCACCAGGACCCUGCUGCCAGGGCGGGUGGGGGAGAAAAAAAGCAAAAGGGGCAACUCCAGGAGCAAUCAAGAUCCAGAUCUGUGCUGCCAACAUGCCCCCCACCCUCCACCCCCUCCAAAAGGAACUGCUUGUACUUCUUGUAGUGAGAGUGGCUCUGAUUUUUUAAUACCAGCCACGGACGGAGCAGUGUUAAUUGACAACUGUGCAAUGUAUUAGGUUUUUUGUUGUUUUUUUAAAUCUAUAAAUGUAUUAUGCCUAAUGUGAGUACACUGGCCAGAAGUGUAAAGCUUUAAAAGUCAUUUAUAUGAAAUGUUUAAUCUCUGCUGAUCUCUCAGUGUGCAAAAAGAAAAGGAAAAAAGGACAAAAAAGUGUAUAUUUGUACAAAAAUCUUUUUUAAGAGUUAUACUAACUUAUAUUUUCUAUUUAUGUCAGAAGUGUGGAUAACUUUUUUUUUUUUUGGUUGACAUCCAAUAGUCUUGUUUUUUUUUUUCUUUUGGUUAAGCCAAAGGGCACUAUAUUUGCUUUUGUUAUUUACAAAAAUGUAAAUUUAUUUUUAUAGUGGAGGGGGGAGGGGGCAAGUGGGGGGUUGCAUUUGCAAAAUGUAGCUAUGAAUUGAGGUUCUGUUUUAGUUUUUACUUGAAGACAAAUCUGUUUCAAUGGUUCUUGAGCCGGUCUGUACCACUGCCAUUGCAAAUCAUGCCACAACGUUCAAAAUAAAAAAAAAAAAUCCAGAAAAAAA
Messenger RNA from Alligator mississippiensis (American alligator), 1560 nucleotides. It is a transcript of the gene CDKN1C, whose product is annotated as cyclin dependent kinase inhibitor 1C. The transcript is spliced from 3 exons. The record is from RefSeq and is a predicted model, not a curated record. The coding region runs from base 61 to 732 and encodes 223 amino acids. Gene Ontology annotation, molecular function: cyclin-dependent protein serine/threonine kinase inhibitor activity. Gene Ontology annotation, biological process: regulation of cell cycle. NCBI's taxonomy places the organism in Eukaryota, Metazoa, Chordata, Crocodylia, Alligatoridae. Gene Ontology annotation, cellular component: nucleus.